AUGGCGUCGAAUGAAGUUCUUGUUGUGGUUUCGAGGGAUGCUAUUCAAAGUAUUUCUUGUGAUGGCUAUACACUUGAGGCGCGAGCUUCUGCAUCAGGCCCGAGUGCAGGAGAAAUUUCUGGAAUUGCAGCGGCAGGUGGUUCUGCGGCUGUUAGUUAUAGUGCUGGCGUAGCGAGAUAUUCAUCGAGGUUGGAAUUGGAAAGGGAUGCCGCAUUUGGCGGGUACUCAAACAACAUUCUCAGUAUUGCUGUCACUCCUGAUGAUAAUUGGAUAGCAACGGGAGGUGGAAAUGCGACUGUUACAGUCUGGUCACGCGAUAUGAAUCCUUUGCAUUAUCUAGCAGGCCAUACAGAUUGGGUUCGAUUUGUCAAAUUUACGAGAAUGUAUAAUGAUACACUACACCUGUUCAGUGCUGGAGAUGACGGAUUAAUUCUCCAUUGGGAUCCUUUAACUGGCGUAAUGCUUUCGAGACUAGAUUAUUCUCAGGGACAAGGUAUUCAGGCCUUUGAAGUUUCAUGGGAAAAAGGACUUAUAGCGGUUGCGUGUGAUAAUCCAACAAUUGCUCUCUACAAACCCCAAGACAAUGAAGGUAAAAUGGCCCUGCGUAAUGGUGAGGUUGCCAGACUCGAAAAUAUUGGACGGAUUACCGAUGCGCAUCGAUCGGUUCCUACUGCAGUGCGGUUUUCUAGAGAUUCUCAAUGGGUAAUUAGUGCUGGGGAAGAUGAAACACUUGCUGUUUCCUCAGUUUGUGAACCAAGACGGAUGUUUGUCUGCUGCGAUUUUAUUACAAGACGGCAUUGUAUGACCUUUAUGAAUACAUUCACUUCACUUUGUAUUCUUGCUUCGCCACCCGAUUCCACCGUUAUAAUAAUUGCAGCAUGUGCUAGUGAUGGCACUGUUAUCCAGUGGGUCGUUAAUCCAACAACUUCGAAAUCCACCUACACAAAGAAAUUGCAGCUGCAUCUUGGAGCGCUUGUGGCUAUGGAUGUGGUACGUGGUACGACAGAGUGCUUAUGA
Molecule: messenger RNA, 1017 nt
Organism: Trypanosoma grayi
Lineage: Eukaryota; Euglenozoa; Kinetoplastea; Trypanosomatida; Trypanosomatidae
Product: 1-alkyl-2-acetylglycerophosphocholine esterase
Exons: 1
Coding region: 1-1017 (338 amino acids)
Biological process (GO): ribosomal large subunit assembly
Cellular component (GO): nucleolus
Molecular function (GO): protein binding
Source: RefSeq, a predicted model, not a curated record